AUGACUCAUUGGGAUUCGUCAUUCGCAACAGUUUGUUUUCUCAACAAAGAUGGCUCUAAAGAAUCUACGCUGCGCGUUCCUAUUGAGGAUCCCGCCACGACGACCGUUCGCCGCCUCGCGAAGGAUGCCAUGCGGCGUUUGGUGGCAGUAUUACGGCGAAAAGAGGCUUUGGAUUUAAAAAUCAAGAUUCAAAAUACCUUUUCAGGGUCGGAAAAAAACGCCAAAGACCUUCCUUUUACCGGUGUUUCGCGUAUCUUUGUCGGGGAAGAAUUGCUCUCGCAGGUCGAUAUUUUCGGACGCGAUUUGGUCUGCGAUGUCGUGCGUCUGCGUGAGGAAAUUAUUUACAUGAGGUUAUCCUAUAAUACCACCAGUACGGGUAUUUCUAAGGGGAAUACUUCCAUUGCCAGGAAGCAUGCCGAAGAAAGCGGAAAAGUAGCGGAUACAUCGUACAAGAUGCAAUCGUCGACGAAUAUGCACUUUUUUUCAUAUUCCGAACACUCUUCCGCAGCACGGAUCUCCACAUCAUUUUCGCCGCCCUUGCAGCAUAGCAUUUCUUCCAUUUCCAGGGAUGGAGUCGGGGUGGAAUUGGAGCCUUUUUCCGCAAUAAACGGCAGCUCUGUCUUUCCGUGCGGCGAUCCCACAAGCACGUCAUUGGUGGAUGUCGAGAAUUUCAUCAAAAUGUCCACUUCAGAAAAUAAUUCGACUGAGCUAAAUAUGGGGGUUUUAAGUAAUGGGGAAAAUUACCCUCUCAUAGCGCGAAAAGACGAGGAUUCACAGAACGAAGUGCGGUUGGAAAAGGGCUCUUUGAAAAGAGGGAAUGCGGCUCUGGUCAAGGAUGUUCAAAGUUGUCGACCUGAAGAUGACGGAAUGCGCUCCGAAGAUGAUUCUGAGAAGGCGGAGGAAGAAAAAUCCAUUAAAGCACUCGCUUGUCCUCGCAUUAGUGAUGCGGAUUUAGAGCGGGAUGCGUGUCGUUUGCGGGAGGAUACGCGGGGUCGUAAUUUAGGUUGGGGACCGGAAGCCCAUCGGCAUUUCGCAUUGAACUACGUCUCCACACCCCAGAAGCUGAUGCGAAGUUCUAACAAACGAGCUGGAAAACGCCAGCGCGAAGUGCCUGCAAAACCAAAGAAACAAAAACUAAAAGCGGUCGACCUGCGUGCCGAAGAAGGUCUAAAAACGCCUUUGCUAGCACCCACCACCACCAUUCCAUCAACUACAGAGAAGGAAUCCAAUCCGAUGGAUUCGACUUACAACACACCCAAAACUGUGGCGAAAUGUGUUUCUAGUGCUUCUUGCGAGGCUUUUUCUCCUUCAAACAUUUCCAGGCAGCUUAUUUUUGAUUGCGAUAAGGGGGAAACUAACGAAAAAGAGGUGGAUAAACUUCCCUCCGGGUGGGGAUGCGAGGCUUCAAAGUACUUUGAUCCGAGAACUUAUUGUGAUGACCCAUCCAAAGCGCACUUCUGCGAGGAGUUCCGUACCAAACGAAUCCAAGCAAGACGACAGAUUGAAUUUCCCUCGUAUUUAGCAUACGUCGACUAG
Phytomonas sp. Hart1 is the source of this 1536-nucleotide messenger RNA. The record is from the annotation of a GenBank genome assembly. Lineage: Eukaryota; Euglenozoa; Kinetoplastea; Trypanosomatida; Trypanosomatidae.